Molecule: messenger RNA, 960 nt
Organism: Pyricularia grisea
Lineage: Eukaryota; Fungi; Ascomycota; Sordariomycetes; Magnaporthales; Pyriculariaceae
Exons: 1
Coding region: 1-960 (319 amino acids)
Source: RefSeq, a predicted model, not a curated record
AUGCAGACCACAAUCAAGUCCUCGGUCCUGGCUUUCCUCGCCGCUGGCGGUGUAGUGACCGCGACCCCCAUCCUCUCUUCAAGGCAAGCCAACGUCAUCACGGGUGCCUUCACGCCCAUCAGCGGCGCCUUUGUCAACAUGGACACUUCCGCCAAGGCCCUGACGGCACAAGACAGCCGCACUGUGACGGUGGUGCUCCAGAACGGUGCCGUUGCCCUGCAGGCCAUGAACGACGCCGCCAACACGGUGCGCACGUCGACCGAGCUGCGCGCCUUGGAGAGCCGCCAAGUCAUCGACUCGACCACAAACAUGAACGCCCAGAUGUCCACCUUCAUCACCGACAUCGUGGCCCAGAAGUUGAUCCUCGACCAGUUCGGCGCCAGCCCCACCGUCGUCAACAUGCUGACCCAGCAAAAGGCCGCCAACGUCGCCCUCAACGACGCCAUCAUUGCAAAGUUCCCCAACAACCGUCUUCAGCGCGACCAGGCCAGGGACAGCAUCAACAAGAUCAACGCCGUCUUCGACCAGGGCAUCGAGAGCCUGAACGCCGGCUCCGCUCAGCCCUUCACCCCGCCCCCGGCUGCCUCGCCUGCCCCUGGCGCUCCGGCUCCCGCCCCUGCUGCGCCCGCACCGGCACCGGCUGCUCCGGCUCCCGCCGCCCCUGCCCCGGCUCCCGCUGCUCCCGCUCCUGCCCCCGCUGCCCCGGCACCAGCGGCACCUGCACCUGCUGCUCCGGCGCCGGCUGCACCCGCCCCUGCCGCACCCGCCCCGGCCGCCCCUGCUCCCGCCGCCCCUGCUGCUCCGGCACCGGCACCGGCUGCACCUGCGCCCGCUGCCCCGGCUGCUCCCACCGGAUCUCCGGCUCCUUUCACGCCCGCCAACCCGCUCGCCAGCGUUGCUCCCUUCAUCGCGCCCCCUGCGGCCUCGGGCACCCCUAUCCCAUUCACACAGCCCAAAUAA